CGGGAAAUUUGUAUUAGUUUUGCUAUCAUUUGUAAAUGUUUGAUUGAUUGAUCGAUUGGUUAAAUUAAUUGAAUAAGUCCAAGAUGUAUGUAGUGAAAAGAGAUGGGCGUAGAGAAACUGUUUUGUUUGAUAAAAUUAGUUCUAGAAUCCAAAAACUUUGCUGGGGAUUAGAUAGAAACUUUAUUGAUCCACCAGCAAUUACAAUGAAAGUUAUAAGUGGAUUAUAUCCUGGUAUAACAACAGUUGAACUAGACAAUUUAGCAGCAGAAACUGCAAUUAGUAUGGCAAGUAUUCAUAUUGAUUAUUCAACUCUUGCUACUCGUAUUGCUGUUUCAAAUCUUCAAAAGGAAACGAAACAGUUAUUUAGUGAUGUUAUCACUGAUUUAUUUAAUGCAGUUGAUUCCCAUUCCAAAUGCAAAACACCAUUAAUAUCAGAAGAAGUUUAUCAAAUAGUAAUGAAAUAUGCAGAAAAAUUGAAUUUAACUAUCCAAUAUGAAAGAGAUUAUAACUAUAGUUAUUUUGGAUUUAAGGCAUUAGAAAAGUCUUUUUUGCUCAGAAUAAAUGGGAAAGUUGUAGAAAGUCCACAACAGAUGUUUAUGAGAGUAGCUAUAGGAAUUCAUAAAGAUGAUAUUUCUUCUGUUCUUGAACUUUAUAAUCUAAUGUCUGAAAAAUGGUUCAUUUGUUCAUGUUCAACUCUUUUCUAUGCUGGUGUACCAAAAAUGCAAUUAUCUAGCUGUUUUGCAUUAACGUCAAUAGAAGAUAGCAUAGAAGGGAUAUAUGAAACUUUGAAGCGCUAUGCCAUAAUUUCCAAGAAUACAGCUGGAAUAGGACUUAGUGUGCAUAAUAUUCGAGCAAAGGGAACACACAUUGCUGGAACUGGUGGUUCUUCAAAUGGAUUAUUACCAAUGCUGAAGCUUUUCAAUGAUACAACUUGUUUUAUUGAUGAAUGUGGAAAUAAGCAUUCAACAGGAUGCACCAUUUAUUUGGAAACAUGGCAUGCUGACAUUUUUGAAUUUUUAAGUAUGAAGAAGAGUAAUAAAGAUACUUAUCACAUGAAUUUUGCACUAUGGAUACCAAACCUUUUUAUGGAAAGAGUAGAAAAAAAUGAUAUCUGGUCUCUUAUGUGUCCGCAUGAAUCACCUGGCUUAUCUGAUGUCUGGGGAGAAAAAUUUGAACAACUUUAUAAACAGUAUGAAGAAAAAUUAAAUUACAAAUUUCAAAUAAAGGCACAAACUCUAUGGCUGAAAAUUAUUCAAUGUCAGAUUGAUACUGGUUUUCCAUACAUGCUCUAUAAAGAUACUUGCAAUUUGAAAUCUAAUCAUCAGUAUUUAGGAACAAUUAAAUGUAGCAGUUUAGAUGCUGAUAUGAUGACCUACAGUUCUUCAAAUGAGGUAGCAGUAUGUAGCUUGGCCUCUAUUGCUCUAGAUAGAUUUGUUAAAGAAGGAUAUUAUGAUUUUCAAAAACUGAAAGAAAUAACUAAGAUAAUCACUGUUACAUUAAAUAAAAUAAUAGAUGUCUCUCAAUAUCCCCUGCAUGAGACAGAAGUAUUUUCUCGAAGAUAUCGUCCAAUAGGAAUUAGUGUACAAGGAUUAGCUGAUGCAUUUAUUCUAAUGAGAUAUCCUUUUGAUAGUGAAGAAGCACAGAAGUUGAAUGUACAAAUUUUUGAAACUAUUUAUUAUGGUGCAUUAGAAGCAAGUUGUGAAUUAGCACACCAAUUUGGAUCUUAUGAAACUUACAAUGAAUCUCCAGUAUCUAAAGGAAUUUUACAGUUUGAUAUGUGGAAUGUGAUGCCAUCAAAUCUGUGGGACUGGUCUCUCUUAAAAGGAAAGAUUUCAAGGUAUGGAUUAAGAAAUAGUCUUCUUAUUACCCUUGCUCCAACUCAUCAUGCUGAUGAAAUUCUAGGAAAUAUUGAAUCUGUUUGUUGUAUUACAAAUAAUAUCAGUACUAAACAUGCUCAAAUUGGAAGUUUUCAGGUGAUUAAUAAUCUUUUAUUGAAAGAUUUAACAGAUAAAGGAUUAUGGAAUGAAGAUGUUAAAAAUCAACUAAUUGAAAAUAAUGGCUCAAUACAAAAUAUUGAUUGCAUUCCAGAUGAUUUGAAACUUUUAUAUAGAACUGUUUGGGAAAUACCCCAAAAAGUAAUUAUCAAAAUGGCUGCAGAUAGAGGUGCUUUUAUUGAUCAAAGCCAGUCGAUCAGUAUAUAUUUUAAAGAUCCUAAUUAUGGAAAGAUGACCAGUAUGCAUUUUUAUAGUUGGAGAGCUGGACUGAAAACUGGCAUGAGUAAACUCCAUACACCACAGUCAUCAUUGUUUAACACAAAAUCUCCAGCAAGAUCAAAAAUAUAUGAUAAACAAAUAAAAGAUGAAAGUAUUUAUCUGUAAUUUAAAAUUGAGAAUUCUAUGAUACAUAACUGUAUACAGUGUGUAGACACAAACCUAGGUUCUCUCUCAUAUGCUACAUUUAAAUUACUGUAUUAUGUAGCAGAUGUGAGAUGUAGUCAAAUACAUUAUUUGUGUUACACCCUGCACAUUUGUAAAUAUUUUUAUUCAGAUUUUAUAAAAUGUAAAUGCAAAUAUAACUAAUAAUGACUUUUA
Messenger RNA from Centruroides sculpturatus (bark scorpion), 2591 nucleotides. Its product is annotated as ribonucleoside-diphosphate reductase large subunit-like. Gene Ontology annotation, cellular component: ribonucleoside-diphosphate reductase complex. Lineage: Eukaryota; Metazoa; Arthropoda; Arachnida; Scorpiones; Buthidae. The record is from RefSeq and is a predicted model, not a curated record. Bases 84 to 2378 code for a protein of 764 amino acids. Gene Ontology annotation, biological process: deoxyribonucleotide biosynthetic process; DNA replication. Gene Ontology annotation, molecular function: ribonucleoside-diphosphate reductase activity, thioredoxin disulfide as acceptor; ATP binding. The transcript has 19 exons.